Molecule: messenger RNA, 265 nt
Organism: Caenorhabditis sp. 36 PRJEB53466
Lineage: Eukaryota; Metazoa; Nematoda; Chromadorea; Rhabditida; Rhabditidae
Source: the annotation of a GenBank genome assembly
AUGUUCCGAGCUUCUGGUUUACUGAAAUCUUCGCUUCGAACCAGUUGCGGUAAAAUUCGUGUCUCUGAUCGUCUCGAGGAUUACGAUGUGAUUGUGAAUCCCUCUUCUCGACUUGUUGACGUUUUCAUGGCAGCGGUAAGAUUCUUCUCUUCCUCUAGAAGCUCUGUUUGUACCCCUUCAGCACGGCGGAAAUCGUCCAGACUUUAAGAGAGACGACAUUGCCACGUGGAAGAGCGCAUGGGGAGACGAUUACCGUUCGGGUUGA